UCUGUACACGACAAACUGUUUCGGACAAGACAACUCGGUGCAGUUGCGCCAUGGGACGGCGUGGAACGAUAUAUUUGGGCGCUCUGGAUGAGUUUCUGGGGCUAACUUAUCUCUACAACGGAGUUGCUAGUGCUGCGUGUUUGGACAUCGGUGGUCUGCUCCCUCGAGCUCAUCUGUCAACAUGAAAGACGCACUGUCGAGCUGCAGUGGUCGUGGAGGCCUGGCGCUUGAUUUCCCACAAGAUGAAUACUCGCUCAUGUUUCCGCCAUCACCAGAGCACUCACCAGUCGGCAGCUGCAAUAGCUGGGCUUCUGGAGUUGCUUCACCUUCGCCCUGCGCAAAGAGCCCUUUAACUGCAAGCACAAGCAUUAGCAGCCCAGAGAUCAAAGCCAAGAAGUGGGUGCGCAAAGAGAAGAUCGGACAGGGGUAUAUCGCAUAAUUGCAUGUAGACUAUGUACUGCUUUAAUAGCCCUGACACAGUCUUGUUGGUGGUAUUACUCUGCAGUGCGCAAGGCUCCAUCUACCGCUAUGUAGAGACCAACACAGGUCGAGAGGUGGCUGUGAAGGUUAUUUGGACGAGAGAGUUGCCUCCUCCCGCAGUGGAAGCGAUCAAGAGAGAGGUGAAGACCAUGAAGCGACUGCGACACCGACACUUGGUCCGCUAUCUGCAAGCCACAGAGAAAAAGCAGAGCGAACUGCGGAUUUACAUGGAGUACGCAGCCGGUGGUUCACUUAGUUCACGUUUGUCCCGCUCUGGUGCGUUGCCACUGGCGCUAGUCAAGCGCUACUCCCGUCAAUUGUGUGAGGCUCUGCAAUACCUGCACCAGAACGGCAUCGCACAUCGAGAUAUUAAAUGUGCGAACAUUCUACUGACUGCACCGAAGGGCGGACCGGACGAUGGUUCUUGUGCAGAUGUGAAGCUGGCGGAUUUCGGGACUUUCAAAGUCGUCGGUUGUGCCUCACUUGUUGGUGGACUGAAGGGCACACCCCACUGGAUGGCACCCGAAGUGAUCCGCCAGCAGAAUAUGGAGGACGAUGGUAACCACGAGCGCUGGUUCCGUGCUGACGUGUGGAGUCUCGGUUGUGCAGUGCUUGAAAUGAUCACAGGUCAGUCACCGUGGCAGCAGUUCAGCAACCCGCUCGCAGCAAUGUAUCAAAUCGUGUCCAGUGAUAUCACGCCAACUAUCCCAGCCGACGUCUCAGCAGAGACCGCCUCGUUCCUCAUGCUCUGUCUCCAGCGAAAUCCAGAGCAUCGAGGGACGAUUGCUCAGCUCCUCGCACAUCCGUUUGUUCGCGCAGCUGAUACCAAGACGAAAGCAAAAAGCUCGAAGCAUCGGAUCAAACGCCUUGCUGAGGUACAAGUCGAUUAUGUCGGGCCAGUAUGCAACCAACAGGGCUCUCAUUCACUUCCCUCAACACCGAAAAUGGCAGUCUCAAGACCUGGAAAGGAUUUGGUCCCAGAGCCUGAGCCACACGAGGAUUCAUCGACGCAGUCUCACACCGAGAGCCCCAGAAGACACAGAGUCUCCAACUUGAGUCCGCGAUCACCAUUAUACGACGAAGACAAGAGGACUCCAGGACUUCAAUACGUUCGAGAAAACGCACUGAAUUCCCCCGGCACACGGUCACUGGCCAAUCUUCGUCUUCCUCGCACUCCCAGACUGAUGCAACUGGACCCGAUAACGAGGCCAACCUCACCAGAGAUCACCAACCAGGACUCACAUACAGCAGCGAGUAUGAUGCCUAGUACUCCUACGAAUCUUUCACGAGGUGCAUCUGCAGGAUCAAAACGAUUGCCACCAAUGCGUGAUCUAAAGAACGGCCAUGAGACUCCCUCGAUCUCACCCUUAAGACUGAGACGUAUCGCUACAGCACCCACGACAGCGACCAAAUUGGAGGCCACAGAAGAUAUCUUCCCAGACACUAUUCGGCUACCACCUUUGAGCGCCCGACCAACAAGAAAUCGAUGCAGUUCAGCACGAAGCAACUUAACGCAACAAUGACGACUGGAAUCAAUGAUAAUAAAUACUAUAUGUAGAGUGAUAGAGUACGAAUGUCACUGGUCGAGAGCCAUGUCAACGGGUA
Molecule: messenger RNA, 2085 nt
Organism: Phytophthora nicotianae INRA-310
Lineage: Eukaryota; Oomycota; Peronosporomycetes; Peronosporales; Peronosporaceae
Product: STE/STE11 protein kinase, variant 1
Exons: 3
Coding region: 453-2003 (516 amino acids)
Biological process (GO): protein phosphorylation
Molecular function (GO): protein kinase activity; ATP binding
Source: RefSeq, a predicted model, not a curated record